AUGCCUGCUGAUCAAGAUUCUGCAACUAAUCCUAAUUCAGCAUAUUAUCUUAGUAGUCAUGAUCUUAAUGCUUCCAAAUUGGUUAGCAUUGUGUUUGAUGGAAAGUGCUUCAAUGACUGGAAGCGUUCCAUGGUGAUUGCACUUUCAGCAAGGAAUAAGUUGUGUUUUGUUGAUGGCAGUCUCAAUCAACCAGCAAGUAAUUUAGCAAAUCACAGAAUCUGGAACAGAUGUAAUGACUUAGUAAUUUCUUGGAUGCUAUCUUCCUUAGAGCCUUCAAUUGCAAGAAGUGUGUUGUACCUCAAAACUGCAAGAGAAAUAUGGCUUGAUCUGGAGGAGAGAUUUUGUCAGUCAUCUGGACCACAACUCUUUUCUGUACAACAGAAAUUGUGUGAUUUGAGUCAAGCAGAUGAUGAGCAGAUUUCAAGUUUUUUCACUAAGAUAAAGCUAUUAUGGGAUCAACUUGAUGGACUUGAUCCUUUACCUUCAGUAUCUGCACAGGAAGAACAACAGAAGGAAGUCAAUAAUAGUAGAAUUCACAAUUCAGAAUCCACAGUGUUCACAGCAAGAAGGUUUUCUGACAACAAGUCAUACAGAUCACCUCCAUAUGCUUCUGGUUCAGGAUCAUUCAAUACAGCAAAUGGAAACCAAUCAAGAAAACUAUACCUAUACAAGAAACAAUCUCUACUGUGA
Messenger RNA from Spinacia oleracea (spinach), 690 nucleotides. RefSeq lists its product as uncharacterized. The coding region runs from base 1 to 690 and encodes 229 amino acids. The transcript has 2 exons. Lineage: Eukaryota; Viridiplantae; Streptophyta; Magnoliopsida; Caryophyllales; Amaranthaceae. The record is from RefSeq and is a predicted model, not a curated record.